Linum trigynum is the source of this 2912-nucleotide messenger RNA. The record is from the annotation of a GenBank genome assembly. Lineage: Eukaryota; Viridiplantae; Streptophyta; Magnoliopsida; Malpighiales; Linaceae.
CCCACCUUGUAGCCAUCAGAUUCAUUCUCUUUACUUCUUUAUUUAAGUUAAUGAACAAGAUCACACGAAGUAUUUGGAACAAAAAUAAUACCACAUGUGAUCUCUCUCUAUUAUUUAUUUAUUUAUUUAUUUCUCACAAACCCACCCCCCACUCUCUCUCCUAUCCGCCACUCUCUUCCCUCCCGCCCAAAAUCCUAGUCCCUCCCCUUCCCUCCAUCUCUCCCUCAUACCAUCAUCCCCCCUUUCCCAAAAAUCAUAUUGAUUCAUAAAAAGAUCACGAAUUACAUUCUGGACUCAACUCAGGCACGAAAAUCAAAGGAUCAACAUGAAGCCAGAGGGAAAGAAUGGGUCUUCCUAGCCACUGAAUAUGCUACCCUAUUGCUAAUCUGACCCACAAAUCAAACAUGAAAAUCACUAUUCAGAGUGAUCAUAUGGAGAAUCUCCUAGAUAAUAGCCCUAACAAGGUUGCCUUAUGCAUCCUUGGCAUUAAUCUUAUCAAUGAGCACCUUCGCACCACCUUCAAACCAAACUUGAGCAACGCCAAGAUUCUGACACCACUAAAUAGUUUCACGGAGGACAAUAGUCUCCACUACAAGAGGGUCAACAAUGUUUUCAAGAACCAUUCCUCUUGCUAAGACCAUAGAUCCUCCACUAUCCUUUAAGAUCAGCCCUCCCCCUGAAUGUGAGUCAGCACGUACUGCACCAUCCCACAUACAGAUGACAAAGGUUGAAUAUACCACCUCCAUAUUUGACUACAAAGGAAACCGAUCUCGGAUCACUCUAUCUAGUGGCGGAUCCAAAAAUCAUUAUAGGAGUGUCCUCUUCCAAAAAAUAAAUUAAAUUAAAAAAUAAGGGGUUGUUUGCUUCAUGGAUUUGAAUGAUAGAUUUGGUACCCAAAUCCAUUCCAUCAUGGAUUUAAGGGAAAUCCAUUGUUUGCUUACACUUUUUACUUUUUAGAGACAAAAACCAUAGGCCCCACAGAUUUCAAGGGUCCAAAUUCGUGGACUUCACAGACUUGUAAAUCCCACAUAUUGAUGUAGGAUUUGGAACAUGCCAUAAAUCAAUGAUAGAAUUUUACCAUUAUACCCUCAUGAACUUGAGAUAUUUCAAGGUUGCCCCACAUUUACAUAUUGUACUUUAUUAUUAAUCAAUUAGUUAACAAAAAAUAAUAAUAUAGAUAUUCAAUUAAUGUACAAACAUGAGUUAGAUUUCUAUGUCAUUCCUUAUGUUCUAGUUUCUUUGACCUUUUCAUGAAACGUGAAAUUCUUUAUUCUCCGGGUUCUAAUAUAUUUUGCUAUAUGUUACUUUUGAAAAGGUGGAUAAAGAAUUGAUAACUGAUAUAUGUCACGUUAAAAUUUAAAUGAAAGUUUAUCGUUUAUUAUUAUUGUCCUUCUGGCAACAUUAUGUCUAUUAGUAAUAGUACGUUUUGUCCUUGUUUUGUGUACAUAUCAUAAACAUGACAAACAAAUAGAAAAGGAUAGUAAGAUAAUUUUGUCCUUGUUUGACGGUCGUCUUGGUUUCUGUUCGAUCAAAUCAACGACGCCGACAUUCGGCGGCGGAUAUUUGACUGUUGUGAUUGACUUAGUGUUUUGUGUUUACUUGAAAACAGUGCGCAUUGAAUGCGCGAGUUUCACUAAUGAAACAAAUUGGCACACCUGGUGGGUCGUGUGUGUUCAAAUGGCUCCGCGAUGAAGGAAUCAGGAAGGGGAUGUUUCGCCCGGAUUCAUGGAGGAACAUGUGGCCAACAUUGAAGGAGGCCAAGGAAUCGGUGCUGAAGACAUAAGCGGGUCCGAGAAUUUGCCGUCCACAGCUGGGUCGACUGAGGAUUUGCCAAUCCGCCAUUUCAUGGAGGAAAACCGUCGCAUGUUUGCUAGCCUCAACAAUGAGUUCGCAGGCUUCAAAGGAGAGUUUGUCGGCUUCAAAGGCGAGGUAAAUCAGCGUUUUGACGCUUUAAGCCAACUCUUUGAAGUUGUGACUAAAAACAGGCAUGAUUUUGAUGUUUUUGUUGAUAAAAAUCUACGUGAUAUGAAUGAAAUCAGGGAGCUUUUGGGUAGACCAGUAAUGCAACCUAGGGAUUUGUCGUUAAACGGUGAAAACAAUCUAAACAGCGAAACUGGUUUUCCAAACAACAGUGCCCGAAUUAGUCUGCCAAGACAAGGAGUUCCGCCGACACCGGUGGUGAACCCACCAACUCCGCGAGUUAAUCUUGGCGAGACUAGCACCGCUGCUAACACUCGGGUUGAACCACCGCCGUUUCACGGUGAGGGUCCACAAAAUAUCCCGGAGACCAGACACUACGUGGCUCCGAUGAGCGGUACAAUUGGUGGAGGAACGAUCAACAAUGAUCAUGUUCCGCCACGCGGUUACCAGCAAAACGUGCCUCCUCCUCCGAACAGGCUUGGCAUGGAUCCUGGUGGAUUCACACCACAAGGGGGGGCAACUCGGGGGACAAGACGUUAAUGUGAUUCGAGAUCAGGUAGCACAGAUGCUGGUGGAUCAGUUUGGUUUAGGGAUUAGACCAGCGAUGCCGCCGGUAUACAGAAAACCAUAUCCGGAUUGUGUCGAUAGAUACUACCCCUUUCCACGUGGUUUUCGCGUUCCUGAUUUCAUCACCUUCAGCGGGACUGGGGAUCAGUCCACUGUCGAGCACGUUUGACGAUUCACGGUUCAGUGUGGUGAUGUGAGUGAUUUCUUGAAGUUGCAUUUGUUUGGCAACUCGUUGACCGGUCCCGCAUUCACGUGGUACGUCAACUUGCCAUCGAACUCAGUUCAAAAUUGGCAGCAAAUUGAGCAAAUGUUCCAUUCCCAGUUCUAGCGUUCUGAGCCAGAAGUAACAAUGGCAGACUUGGCACGAAUACGCCAACAUCCAAGAGAAACGGUGGAACACUUUUUAACAAACUUUAAAAAUGCAA